Mizuhopecten yessoensis (Yesso scallop) is the source of this 3072-nucleotide messenger RNA. RefSeq names its product dynamin-1-like. NCBI's taxonomy places the organism in Eukaryota, Metazoa, Mollusca, Bivalvia, Pectinida, Pectinidae. Gene Ontology annotation, biological process: receptor-mediated endocytosis. The record is from RefSeq and is a predicted model, not a curated record. Gene Ontology annotation, molecular function: GTP binding; microtubule binding; GTPase activity. Bases 172 to 2841 code for a protein of 889 amino acids. Gene Ontology annotation, cellular component: plasma membrane; microtubule; cytoplasm. The transcript has 22 exons.
GUUGCUUUUCAAUCUAUCUUUAUUGAUCAGUAUUGUGUUGAGAGGUGUUUUCCAAGAUAUAUUAUUUUGUCAACGUCAUAAGGGAUCCUGAUUAUUCUAGUAUAGGGUCAUCCGCCAUCAUGAAGUGUUUAGAGUGAAAUUGAACUGACAUUUCACGAAAAUAAGAACAAAAUGGCAGGGAAUAUUGGAAUGGAGCAGCUUAUUCCAGUUGUGAAUAAGCUGCAAGAUGCAUUUGUCUCCCUGGGUGUUCCAUUGUCUCUCGAUCUCCCUCAAAUAGCGGUCGUAGGAAGCCAAAGCGCCGGUAAAAGCAGCGUUCUGGAAAACUUCGUUGGAAGAGAUUUUCUGCCAAGAGGAAAUGGAAUUGUUACCAGACGACCUUUGGUUCUACAGCUCAUCAACGGUAACACAGAAUAUGCAGAGUUCUUGCACCUCAAGGGGAAACCAUUCUCUGAUUUUGAUUUGGUUCGGAAGGAAAUUGAGGCUGAAACAGAUAGGAUGACUGGGUCAAAUAGAGGAAUCUCCAAUGUUCCUAUCAACCUGCGAGUAUACUCCCCUAAUGUGCUGAACCUGACUUUGAUAGACUUGCCGGGGAUGACCAAGGUGGCCGUGGGGGACCAGCCCGUGGACAUCGAGGCACAGAUCCGUAGCAUGCUCAUGGAGUUCAUCACAAAGGAUACAUGUCUCAUCCUAGCUGUGUCCCCGGCCAACACAGAUCUCGCCAACUCUGACGCUCUCAAAAUUGCUAAAGAGGUUGAUCCUCAAGGUACACGUACUAUAGGUGUCAUCACCAAGCUAGAUUUAAUGGACGAAGGGACAGAUGCCCGCGAUAUUUUGGAGAACCGAACCCUACCACUUCGCAGAGGUUACGUCGGAGUGGUCAACAGAAGCCAGAAGGAUAUAGAAGGCAGGAAGGACAUUCGGGCGGCCAUGGCCUCUGAGCGCAAAUUUUUCCUCAGUCAUCCCGCAUACAGACACAUGGCAGAUCGUAUGGGCACCCCGUUUUUACAGAAAGUGCUCAAUGAACAAUUGACCAAUCACAUCCGUGACUCUUUGCCGACACUGAGGAAUCGACUCCAAUCACAGUUAUUGUCUAUGGAAAAGGAGGUACAAGAAUUCAAAAACUUCCGACCUGAUGACCCAUCGCGGAAGACAAAGGCCAUGAUGCAAAUGUGUCAGACGUUCAACGUGGACUUUGAGAAGAGCAUAGAGGGAUCAGGGUCGGUAAUUAACACUAGAGAAUUGUCAGGGGGAGCCAAAAUCAACCGCAUAUUUCACGAACGAUUUCCAUUCGAGUUGGUCAAGAUGGAAUUUGACGAGCGUGAGUUGAGGAGAGAAAUCAGCAUCGCCAUCAGAAACAUCCGCGCCAUCAGAACUGGCUUGUUUACGCCAGACAUGGCCUUUGAAGCUAUUGUUAAAGGCCAGAUACAAAAACUCAUCAGCCCCUCUAUCAAGUGUGCAGAUUUAGUAGUUACUGAACUUACCUCAGUAGUCCGGCGCAACACUCAACAGAUGAAUCGUUACCCGCGACUUCGGGAGGAGGUUGAAAGGAUAGUGAACACACGGAUACGUGAAUGUGAACAGAGGGUCAAAGAACAGCUGCGACUACUGGUUGAGUGUCAACUAGCAUACAUGAACACUAACCACGAAGAUUUUAUUGGAUUUUCUAAUGCCCAAAACAAAACAGAAAACACACAGAGAAAAAAAGUUGGAAAUCAGGUUAUUCGUAAAGGCUGGCUCACUCUACAUAACAUAAGUUUUAUGAAAGGCGGUUCCAAGGACUUCUGGUUUGUUCUGACGGCCGAGACGUUAUGCUGGUUUAAAGAUGAGGAGGAAAAGGAAAAGAAGUUUAUGUUACCUCUGGAUAAUCUCAAGGUCCGGGAUAUGCCUGACUCUGGUUUCGUGAGCAAGCGAAAGAAUUUUGCAAUCUUCCAGACUGAAAACAGGAAUGUGUACAAGGAUUACAAACAGUUGGAGUUGUCUGCAGAGAGUCAGGAAGAGGUGGACAGCUGGAAGGCUUCCUUCCUCAGGGCGGGUGUCUACCCAGACAGAAGUACGGAGGAAAACAAGGAAUCUAGUCGUAGCAAUUCGGGCAGCGCUGACAUCGGCUCCAUGGAUCCCCAGUUAGAGCGACAGGUAGAAACCAUCCGUAACCUUGUCGACUCCUACAUGAAGAUCGUCAACAAAACUCAGCGAGACCUAGUCCCAAAAACCAUCAUGUACAUGAUCGUCAAUGAAGUGAAGGAAUUUAUUGGAGGUGAAUUAUUAGCUCAGCUAUAUUCCACGGUGGACCAGGGUUCCAUGAUGGAAGAAUCGACAGAGGAAGCAAAUCGUCGUGAGGAAAUGCUGCGCAUGUAUCAUGCUACGAAGGAAGCCCUACAUAUAAUUGGCGACAUCUCCACGACAACAGUGUCGACGCCCUGCCCUCCCCCAGUCGACAGUGACUGGCUCAAUGUGGAACAGUCCUUAAAUGGAGGACGUCCAAGUUCUCGGCCCUCUUCACCCAAGCCGAGUCGUGCUCCUCCGCCGCCCCUUCCCAACCGCCCCGGGGGCAAUCAACCGUCAAUCCCGAACCGCCCGGCUCCCAACAUUCCCAACCGCCCUGCUCCACAGGUGCCCUUGGGUAUGGCAAUCAACGCUAUGGGUGGUCCACAGCAGGCGGCAGGAACUUUCACCAACAUGGCUUUCCAGGCCGGUGGAGCCUUCCAGGCAACCGGAGGCUUUGGACAGAUGGCCAAUGUUCCUCCGAUUCCUGCCACAAAACCCAGUUUCAGAGGUAGACCUUCCUCUGCUGGUGUACCAAGGAUUCCAGAUCGGCCGAAUUUGUCUGGUCGACCACAGUAGACAUACAUCUAUACAUCAUUAUAUGAAAUGAAACUAGUUACCAUGGAGACGUUGUGUCAAAUCUGUUUCCAUGGCGACUUUGCAUCACCACAGAGAUGCGUCGAGGUGCAAUACAGUAGCACCAUCUAUAUAAUUAUGGUAUAUAACGGACAUAGUAGUUGAACAUACUUAGCGACCUCAGUGUAUAACAGGGUCAAGGUCAAUGAUGAUUCAGAGAAAGAUUAGAGAGUG